UCACAGACACAUCACACAGUGGAAGAGGCAGCACGGGCACAGAACGCACUGACUGAUUCGGGAUUGUACCAUCAAUAGAAAAUAAUAAUAAUAAAACAUUUCAAAUUGAUUGGAAUAGGAAUUACCCUCCUUUCUUCUUGCCAGUCCUCAUGGAGAAACAGAAAGUGUUGGAUCAGAUGCUUGCAGAACUGGAGGAAUUUUUAAAAAUCCUGGACAAGGAAAACCUUAGCAGCACUGCUAUCGUGAGGAAAUGUCUUCUGUCAGAGCUGCUACAGACAUAUAUGAAAUCUGACGGUUGUGAUGAGGAGUACAUCUACAUGAACAAGGUCAUCAUCAGCGGCGAGAACCAAGAACAGCUCGUAUUUGAAAGAGAUGAUCACAACGACUCCUUAACCAAUGGGAGUUUGGGAAAACAUUCACCAGCGCCUCAGAAGAGCCUGCCUGAUCUUCCUCGUCCAAGACCAUGUUCAGACAGGGAGCCUCUUCCAGCACCCAAGCUGGAGUCCCCCGAGGGGUACUAUGAAGAAGCACAGCCGUAUGACACAGCUGCCAAUGAUAUUGGUUGUUUCGGUAGACUUAUCGUCUCUGGAGCCAGGACACAUAUAGAGGCUGCUGAUGGUGUGAAUUAUGCUACGAUCAGCAGGGAGGAUGGUGAAGCCGUCAGCAGCUCCUAUGAAUCAUAUGAUGAAGAAGAGGUGACCAAAGGGAAGUCCACCACCCAUCAGUGGCCGUCCACUGAGGCCUCCAUCGAGCUCAUGAAGGACGCACGCAUCUGUGCCUUCCUUUGGAGGAAGAAGUGGCUGGGUCAGUGGGCCAAACAACUGUGUGUCAUCAGGGAAAACAGACUGCUGUGUUACAAGAGCUCGAAGGACCAGAAUCCUCAGCUAGAUGUGUCUCUGGUUGGCUGCAGUGUUGUUUACAAAGAGAAACAAGUCAAGAAGAAAGAGCACAAUCUGAAAAUCAUUCCCCUUACUGGAGACGUGAUCGUCCUGGGGCUUCAAAGCAAGGAGCAGACUGAACAGUGGCUUAAGGCGAUUCAGGAGAUCACCACAAAACAAUUCGAAAUUUCUGAUGGAUCCCAUUACACCUCAGAUUCACCACGCCUCAGAUGCACCAAAGUUGACGUACAUGAGAGACAUUCAAUAGCAUCGGAGAGUGGAAGCAGCACGGACAGUCAUGCAGAAACCCUGGAGAUAAAAGAUGUUAAGAAAAAAUACGGAGCAGGAUUGAAACUCAGUAAUUUCAUGAACAUUGGGAAAAAGAAGUGCAGCUCUUUGGAGAGCCCAGAGAAAUGUGUCGACACGUCUGGUUACGUGAAUGUGCUUGUGAACAACCAGUGGAAGACACGAUGGUGUCUGAUCGAGAAAGGACAGCUUUACUUCUAUCAGGACAAGAGUAAAAACAAAGCCGUCCACCAGCCACUGUCCCUGGGGGGGUGUGUGGUGGUGCCAGACCCCAGUCCAGAGCACUUGUACUCCUUCAGGAUAUUGCACGAGGGGGAGCAGAGGGCUACACUAGAGGCGAAGUCUUCAGAUGAGAUGGGUCACUGGCUGGGUCUGUUAUUAUCAGAGUCUGGAUCCAAAACCGACCCUGAGGAGCUUACUUACGAUUAUGUUGACUCAGAGAGGAUAUCAUGCAUCGUCAACGCCGCAAAGAAUUCUUUGAACCUCAUGCAGAGGAAAUACUCGGAGCCCAAUACAUACACAGAUAACCUGCCUGCCAUUCAGAAUGAUUCCGAUGACAUUUACGAUGAUGUGGAUGUGCCCGAACACACGCAAGAGAAUGCCGUGGACUCCAGGAGCCCUGAGCAGGAGAUGGACAGAGUUUACCUGGACCUGAUCCCAGUCAAGCCCUCUCCUGGGGGAUCCCCUGUCCUGGGGAGAGCCUCCUGCCAAGCUCUGGACUCGGAGAGGGAGGGGGACAGCCAGCCUCUGGAAGGAACCAGCAAGUCAUUUCAGCAGAGGACUGAUUCUGAGCUACCACCAGCAAGGACUAACAUUAAAACUCAGACAUCUACACCAGAAAUGGAUGUUAAUCAGGCCUCUCCAAAGACCACAAUUAAAAUCCAAUCCCAGCACCAGAAAAUCUUCUUCCCCAGCACUGACCCACAGAAGAAAAGCACAGCCAGUCGACAAGCAGUGAGAGUGACCUCUGAGAUGCCAGACAGGACCAAGCUCCCAGCAGCAGGAUCCAUAGAGACCAGACUGGGGAAGGGUCGGACCGAAGCAGAGAUCCGUCGCUUCACCGACGAGAGAGACAGGCUGGAGAGGGAGAAGGAGCAGAUCCGCAACAGCCUGGCCCUGCUGCGCAAACACAAGCGGGAGCUCAAAGAAGACAUCAGCAGCUCUAAAGAUGCAGGCAGGCUAGCUGCUCUGGAGCACGUGCUGAGGGAGAUGGAGGAGGACUGUAAGCAGAAAGAGAGGCAGCGAGUGGACCUUGAACUGAACCUGAUGGAAGUAAAAGAAAGCUUAAAGAAAGCAGAAUCAGGGCCAGUAACGUUGGGGACAGCGGUGGACAGCAGCCUUUUAGAAACAGCAAGUUCAAGAUUACCAGAGGCAAAAGCAGCUACAUAUACAGCCCCAGCAGCACCAAACAAUGGAGAGGUUUCACCAGUCAACUGUGCAACAAACUUAAAGAACAGACCCUUAUCAAUCAUGGUGGCAAGCAAGGGGAAUGUCUUACAGAAAGCAAAGGAAUGGGAGAAGAAGGCCACUGGUUAGAAAGCACCCUCCCCUUUACGGGCUGUAAGACAGACUGGAGCCCUGCGGACAGGCUGACUGGAGAGAGCUGCUCUGGAGAGAUCCACCCUGUAAUACAGACUGGAACUCUGCGGACAGGCUGACUGGAGAGAGCUGCUCUGGAGAGGUCCAAAACCUGCAUUAAAAAAGCCAUUCUUUUUACUGUACCACUAAACCAACCCAAGUGACAACCAGCCAAAAUAAUCGUAUUGUUAGUGUUACAAGCCUGUUCUUCUGGACAAGAGCUCUAUGUAUGUUUACUGCAGAAAAACCCAAAACAAAGUAUAUUGCUGCAUUAUUUAGGCUGUUUAAGAAUUGAGCGCACGUAACUACCGAUCAGCUGACAGGACUUGGGUCGUAGGUACUGUGUAUCCCAUGUUCGCAUCCCCACAGUUCUCUGCUAGUGCACAAGAUGCAGGUUCUGCAGUUUGUUAGAGCAGAGGACUGGGAGGCUGGUGGAACCAUUUUCUUAUACUAUGACUUCACUUCCUGUUGCCUCAUUCUAAAUUCUGUGCACAAGAUUAAUUGAUGAGCUAGUCGAGGUAGUCAAAGGGUUUGCUUAUUUAUUUGACUCUUGUCUUUCAAGGCUGCCAGCUUCGCUAGAUACUUAGUAUUUUAGUACUUUUGAAAAUGUAUCACAUUUGUUGUGAAAGGAAAUGUCUUUAGUUUAUUUUUAAAAAAUGUUUUAUAAAUGAUCCUGAGAUCAGAAGGUAUCAAGCCCCAUCAAAUAAAAAUGUACAGCUUGAAAGUAUUUUGUAAUUGCUGGGGAAGGUUUGCGGGCAUGAGUUCAGGUAAUCUUGCGUGAUAUCCAGGAGCGCUUUGUCCCCUGUGUGUUAAGAGGGUGAAACUUUUAGAUAUUUUUAGAUUUUUAAAAAAAAAAAUGAAUUGCAGUAUUAGAAAUCUGCCACAUGCAAAAAAAAAAAAAAAAAAAAAAAAAGUAAACAGGCAUAUGGAGUAAAGGUAUUUUCUGCAUUUAUUUAUGUAUAAAUGUACAUUUGCUCCAAAAGUUGCAGUUUUGCCUAUGCAAACCUCCACACGAAGAGCUGUUAAGAGUAGAAGCAGGGUAGGUUGGUUACGGUUAUAAGGUCAUGUUAUGUGUGAGACGUGUGGAACCGGAUAUUGAAUACAGAAGCAGGAAUACACAACCCAGCUCUUCAGAAGACAGAGGGACAAUGUUAACUCCAACACUGGUGUAUUUGUCGUUUUAUUUUAAUAAUAGUGUUCUGCGGUUGAAGCCUGGGAAAAUCAAUCAUUUCUGUUUUGGAUGAGAAAAAUCCCACAUGCAUUAGCCAUCCCACUUUCUCAAAAGAAGGUCUUCUCUGGAACUAUGUGCAGACAAUGUAUAUUUUAUAUGUAUGUAUUUCAUGUAUGUCUUCAGCAAGGUUGUAAAUAAGCGCAUCUAUAGUUUAAAGAGUUACUUUGAAAUGUUGAUGUAUACCAGUUACACCGCUACAGAUUUAUUCUAAUAAAUGUAUAAAUCAAAA
Acipenser ruthenus (sterlet) is the source of this 4222-nucleotide messenger RNA. RefSeq names its product actin filament-associated protein 1-like 2. The record is from RefSeq and is a predicted model, not a curated record. Gene Ontology annotation, molecular function: SH2 domain binding; SH3 domain binding. Gene Ontology annotation, biological process: regulation of interleukin-6 production; positive regulation of DNA-templated transcription; regulation of mitotic cell cycle. Lineage: Eukaryota; Metazoa; Chordata; Actinopteri; Acipenseriformes; Acipenseridae. The transcript is spliced from 20 exons. Gene Ontology annotation, cellular component: cytosol. Bases 150 to 2720 code for a protein of 856 amino acids.